Messenger RNA from Cooperia oncophora, 306 nucleotides. The record is from the annotation of a GenBank genome assembly. Lineage: Eukaryota; Metazoa; Nematoda; Chromadorea; Rhabditida; Trichostrongylidae.
AUGAACAAGCAAGCCGAAAAAAGUCAAGAUAAUGGUGUAUGGAUGAUGACGUCCAGUUUCACCAUUUUCACGAUGACAGCCGGCUUUGGACUACUGGAAUCCGGACGGGUAUCACCAAAAGAUGAAGUGAACGUAAUGGUGAAGAACGUAGUAGAUGUGAUUUUCGGAGGUCUCGCUUAUUGGAUGUUCGGCUAUGGUUUUACUUUCGGUCAGACGUUAACAAAUCCAUUCAUAGGAAUUGGCGACUACUUUUUCGAUCCUGAGCGAGAAGAACAACUUACACGAGAUGGAGUUAGUUUGCACUAA